Molecule: messenger RNA, 3317 nt
Organism: Macrosteles quadrilineatus (aster leafhopper)
Lineage: Eukaryota; Metazoa; Arthropoda; Insecta; Hemiptera; Cicadellidae
Product: zinc finger protein 227-like
Exons: 4
Coding region: 269-3184 (971 amino acids)
Source: RefSeq, a predicted model, not a curated record
ACUACGUCCCGUCGUUCCGUUCCAUAUUGAGUUUAUGAGUGUUGUCUACUUCUACUGUCUAAUGUCUGCUAACUGACGAUGUUUCUCUUUAAUAUUAAGAAAUUGUGAACUCAAUAGUCCGAAUUUGAGUACAUUUGCUAAUUGCUAAAGCAGUUUUGUGCUAAAACUAACUUCAUAGUGUGAUCAACAACUAUCCAUCAAUAAAGAUGAAUUUUUCGGAAUACUCAAGGUAACUUGCCAAAGAAGACAGUAGAUAGUAGACAGCACAAUGGAGUCACAGCCGAUGUGUCCGGUGUGUACGCUGUACUUGCGGCCGGGCAUGUCAUUGCAUGACCACCUCUACACACACCCCAAGGAUCAAGUAAUAGAGGCAUUGGUGCGACUGGCAGCCACCGGGACUACGCCCUCUGCCACCAUAAAUACCAACAGUCAGUUCACUGCCAUCACUUAUCGUCAGUUUCAGACACUAACUACAAGUGUUCCUGAGUCCAGUAUUCCCAUGAUGAUCAACCCUUGCCAGGUCAUCAACCCUCCAACUAACACUCCAUUCACUCCAGGAGUAAUCAGGUCGUCUGUACCACUUGUGUCCUACCCAUACUAUCCGCAAGAGCAGCCUACCAACCUAGCAGACCACGAUCGUAACACUCAGUGCACGUACUCUCUAGCCACUCAGACCACGCAGACGACCCAGACCAACUCACCACUCGUAACACACACUGCGUCUCCUUUCCAAGAAGGAGCCCAGAACACAUCACCUUUCCAAGAAGCCACGUGCGAAGAAAGUCAAGAAAUCGAUGAACCCACAGAAAGUUUUGAACCUGCUAUAGAUCCGUUCACAGGAGAGCAAGAGCAGCAAGUUACCGAACGAGAAAGUUUUGCAGGUGAUGUGCUACCCGAGGGUGGACAUGAAUCUAGAGAAAUUGAAGAACAGUGUCUUAUCAUGGAGAGUAAAAUGGUGGGAAUCCAUAAAAAUCCUGAUAGCUCCGUAAUUGAAAGUAUUCGAGAAAGAUCAGAUGAUCCUUUUGAUAAUGAAGAUUUAGACAAUAUCAAUGAAUCUGAAUUAGAUCCGUUUGUGGAAGAUAGGAUAGAGGAAAUCCAUGGGGAUGAGUCGGAGUGUAGAGACAACACUAAUAACCAAAUUGGACCUGAAGAAGAUGACUUAAUGGAUCCGACCCACAGUUUAGGUACAGUCAUCUCCAACACACAUAGACUCAUCGCAAAUGAACCGGGACUGGAUUACGAUGACGAUCUUAGAACUAACGAUUACAAUGAAAGUUAUGGAAAUUUCAGCCCAACCCGUAACAUCGUAUCGCCUUCAUCUGAUGUUAGCAACUGGAGUGGUGGGUCUGGGAAUCUCAGAGUGAGAAGAGAUCUGAGUAGUUUUGACGAACACGGAAAUAUGAGAGUUCUUUAUGUUCAUCCAAACUCAAAUGCGACCGAGUUUGUAACUUCUGAUCCGUACGGUGCUGUGGGCAGAAAUCAGUCUUCUGAAGCCCAACUGACCAAUCUAGACGAUGUUAAUUACUCCAUGGUGUUGAAUUACAGUAACAACCAACUAGCUAACAUGAGUGUGGAAGAUGGAGAGAACAAAGAGGAUAACUCUGAACACAGCACACCCUUGAACAUACACAGUGAUGAGUUGAUGCCCCCCAGAGGUGAACUUUCGGGACAAGAGAGCCUCGGAGCUACAGAAAAUUCUGUUUGGGAACUACAGGACCAUGGAGAGCCUUCCACAGCCAGCUAUCCACUGCUUGAAAAAGAUCGUUGGCAAAUUAUGGGGUCUACACUAGAAGAUGAAAUAAAUGAAUCACACUCCAAUGGGCUUGAAAAUAGGAACCACAGUGUCAAGUGUUUUGAGUGUGAUAUGAGGUUUGUCUGUGUGAGAGAACGGCGAAUACAUGUUCAAACUGUUCACAACACUCCGAGACAUACACAGGUCAAGACCGAAGAAUCGACAAGUAGACUUCUCACCAAGAGCGAUUUAAAAUCUCAAAUUAUAAAAAUUAAACAGGAAAGGGGAUUACCAGUGAAAACCGAAGCAUCGCUCAGGACUUGUGUGGAGUGUGGGAUGGAGAUGCUGACAGUGAAAGAGCUGAGGAAACACAGGCGAGAGUUUCAUGAACUGAAGAGGAAAUGUGACACGUGUAACACUUUGUUUUCUGACAGUCUUGCCUAUAAGGAACAUAUAGCUAAAAUUCAUCCGAUAGAAUGUGUGGUUUGUGGAAAGUUUUUCCCAAACAAAUCUGCCGCUAAUACUCACGCUAAAUGCCACCUGAAACUUAAACCUUACCAGUGUACAAUGUGUGACAAAUCCUUCCUGUCCAGGUUAAAACUUAACGAACACACAAACAUUCACUCGGGCGAAUCCCCGUACAAGUGUACUUUGUGCAAUCAAACGUUCAAACGCCAAUCGAAUUUAAUCCAGCAUAAAAACUUUUUUCAUCUCAAAAUGAAAAAGAAGGUAAAAGACUACUUCUGCCACUGCGGUGAGAUUUUCCAUUCGAUCAAGAAACUUCAGUGGCACAAAGAAAUUCAUGAUACAAAGCCCAAACAGUGUAUGUACUGUAGCGAACGGUACGUCCACUCCACUAGUCUCACUAGACAUAUAAGACAUGCACAUGACAACACUUACUUACCAAAAACCGCUAGAGCACACAACGUGUUGUGUCCCAUCUGUAAGAUCACCUGUGUUAGAUCCUCUCUGGGCCAGCACAUGAAGAUACACUCUGCUGACAAAUCCUACACCUGUAAUGUUUGUUCUAAGGAGUUCAGUACCAACUGGAAUCUACAAAUGCACAAGUGGACUCAUGCCUCUCGCAACAGUAAACCUUUCAAGUGCAAACAAUGUAAAUGCGCUUUCUACAUGUUGUCCAGUUUUCAGGCUCACGUUCGGUCGCAUCGGAACAUUCGACCCUACACGUGCAACUAUUGUGGCCGUCAAUUCAUACGCAAGUAUAAUUGUAUCCGGCAUGUGAAAGAACACGAGACAACCAAGUCUUACUGUUGUGCUGUUUGCAACAAAACGUUUCACCGCAGUUACUAUCUAACAGAGCAUAUGCGGACACACACAGGUGUCAAACCCUACACUUGUCACAUCUGUUCCAAAACAUCCAGCACCAAGUCAAAUCACAACAAACAUGUUAGAACUCAUCACGCUCGCGAACCAGUCAAUACUGAAGGCUGAAGUUUUUAAACCAAAGUUUUAACUAUCGAGUGUUUCAAAUAUGAUUUUAGUUUAGACAUCCUCAGGUAAUUAGAAAAGCAAGUUCAUCUUUGUUAGUUUGUGGAAAGAGAAGGGAUCAGAGUUGUCUACUGAG